Molecule: messenger RNA, 674 nt
Organism: Dicentrarchus labrax (European seabass)
Lineage: Eukaryota; Metazoa; Chordata; Actinopteri; Moronidae
Product: leukocyte cell-derived chemotaxin-2
Exons: 4
Coding region: 136-597 (153 amino acids)
Source: RefSeq, a predicted model, not a curated record
UGUGAGGUCAGAGAGGUGAGGACAGGUAAACAGCGUCUGUCUGUCCGUCCCACUGUGAGGACAGAGGACCAUCAGCGAGUAUAAAGUGGAGCCUCAGUGUGACAGCAGGAACUCGCUCUGGAUCAGACGCUGAAGAUGAAGAUGAGGCGUGUCGUGGUUUUGUUGGCUGUGCUGUGUGUGUGUGACGGUGUGAAGUUCGGUCAGCUCUGCAAUGGAAACUCAGCCAACAGCAGGAGGACGUCGGACCGCUGGGGACAGGGACGCUACGGAGCCCCGCGGGGGAGCAGAGAGCACAAAGGUCUGGACAUCAGGUGCAGCGACGGAUCGAUCGUCUACGCUCCGUUUGAUGUGACGCUCCAUGGGAACGUCAUCGUCUACACCGACCCCAAGAAGGCCGCCAUCAACAACGGCAUCAACCUGAGAGGAGAGGGUCUGUGUUUCAAGCUGUUCUACGUUCAGCCGGACCAAACCUCUGGCUCAGUGAGGAAGGGGGAAAGGAUCGGCGUCAUGCUGCCCAUGCAGACGGUUUACGAAGGAAUCACCUCCCACGUCCACGUCCAGAUGUGUGACAAGAGCGACCCCACACCGUACUUCUGACCAACUCACUGAGGACCUCUGUAAACAUCUGUCCUCAGUAGAGUCCUCUGCUACAAACAAAUAAACUGUAAAGAGAA